This is a messenger RNA of Pseudopodoces humilis (Tibetan ground-tit), 819 nucleotides long. It is a transcript of the gene NME6, whose product is annotated as NME/NM23 nucleoside diphosphate kinase 6. Gene Ontology annotation, biological process: GTP biosynthetic process; UTP biosynthetic process; negative regulation of cell growth. NCBI's taxonomy places the organism in Eukaryota, Metazoa, Chordata, Aves, Passeriformes, Paridae. Gene Ontology annotation, cellular component: mitochondrion. Gene Ontology annotation, molecular function: nucleoside diphosphate kinase activity. The record is from RefSeq and is a predicted model, not a curated record.
GUCCCUGCCCCGGCCAUGGCGGCCCCGCGGCGCCUGCAGCUGACACUGGCGCUGCUCAAGCCGGACGCGGUGGCCCAUCCGCUCGUGAGCGAGCGCCGCCUCUUCCCGCAGGCCGUGCACGCCGCCAUCCUCCGUCACCAGUUCCUCAUUGUCCGCGCCAAGGAGCUGCGGUGCGGCCCGGAGCAGAGCCGCCGCUUCUACCGGGAGCACGCCGGGCGUUUCUUCUACCAGCGGCUGGUGGAGUUCAUGGCCAGUGGCCCCAUGUGGGCCUACAUCCUGGCCCACGAGAAUGCUGUCCCUCUCUGGAGAUCCCUGAUGGGACCCACUAAAGUGUUCCGAGCCCGACACAGCGACCCAGACUCCAUCCGAGGUGCCUAUGGCCUCACUGACACCAGGAACACGACCCAUGGCUCAGAUUCACCUGCCUCAGCCAGCAGAGAAAUUGCCUUUUUCUUCCCCGAGUUUGAUGAGCGGCGCUGGUACGAGCAGGACGAGCCCCGGCUCCGCCACGGGCAGCUGUUCUACAGCCCCGAGGAGCGUGUGCACCGUGUGCUCAGGGCACAGGAGGCAGACGUGACCUGAGUUACCCCUGGUACAGAUCCAGGGAUUUGCGGGACAUCACUGCUGUCCCUGUCCUCAGCAGUGUUGAGUGGAUCUGCUCAGGAUCCUGUGUGUCUUCACACAUGUCUGAGAGCUGCUGUCCCCCGUGCUGUUGAUAUUUUAUUGAUGCUUUAUCAGUUGUUUCAUUGAUUCUUGGAGGAUUUGCUUAGAGCUGUGUGUUUUUCUUGUAACUAUUAAACUUUACUAUUUUUCACUUUU